Messenger RNA from Arabidopsis lyrata subsp. lyrata, 1155 nucleotides. Its product is annotated as transmembrane protein 56. The record is from RefSeq and is a predicted model, not a curated record. The coding region runs from base 215 to 1021 and encodes 268 amino acids. Gene Ontology annotation, biological process: lipid homeostasis. Gene Ontology annotation, cellular component: membrane; endoplasmic reticulum. Lineage: Eukaryota; Viridiplantae; Streptophyta; Magnoliopsida; Brassicales; Brassicaceae. The transcript has 8 exons.
UUGAUUGCUUCUGUCUCAACUUUUUGUCCGUUUUAAAGUUUAAACCUUUUUUACAAAACUGGGUUUUCUCUGAUAAACUUAAAAAACAGAGUCUUUUAGUUUCUUCUUCUUGGUAAUGGUGAUGAUGCUGAAGCUUGAGAGAAGGGAUUAGUGUGAAGAGUAAGUGUUAAAACCAUUCACCAAAGAAGAAAUUGAGAACUAGCUAGAGACAGUCAUGGAGAUCAAAUCUUACCAAACUCAAGCAGAGGAUUUUGUUGAACACUAUUUAUUAGCAGAUCCAUUUCUUCCAUAUACUUCUGUUGUUGCUGGAAUCUUUCUCUGCAAAUUGGUCUAUGAUCUUACGGAGUUAUUCAGCUCAAUUCAUAUCAAAUCAUACUCAGCUCUCACAAAAAUAAAGAGAAUUGAAUGGAACAACAGGGGAAUUUCUACAGUCCAUGCGAUCUUUAUCUCAUUCAUGGCAUUAUACUUUGUGUUCUUCUCUGAUUUGUUUUCUGACCAAAGAAGCCUUGAAAGCCUUACGGUGUUUCGUAGCUCGCCUCUCUCUAACUUUGGUUUAGGAGUAUCAGUUGGUUACUUUCUUGCGGAUCUUGGAAUGAUCUUUUGGCUAUACCCUUCUUUAGGAGGAUCAGAAUAUAUAUUCCAUCACUGCUUAUCCGGAACAGCAGUAGCGUAUUCUCUAUUCUCUGGAGAGGCUCAGCUUUACACAUACAUGGUUUUAAUCUCUGAAGUGACUACACCAGAGAUCAAUCUUAGAUGGUACCUUGACAUUGCUGGUUUAAAGCGAUCUAAAGCUUAUCUUAUUAAUGGAAUUGCUAUUUUCUUUGCUUGGUUGACAGCAAGAAUUCUUCUGUUCAUCUACAUGUUUUACCAUGUCUAUAUACAUUAUGAUCAGGUGGUACAGAUGCAUACAUUCGGUUAUCUACUGGUUUUCGUUGUACCGAUUGCAUUGAGUGUCAUGAACUUGAUGUGGUUUGGUAAGAUAGUGAAGGGAUUGAAGAAAACUCUUGAGAAAACACAGUGAAGAAAGAGUUCUCUUUUUUUUUUUUUUUCUAAUGUAAAUAUAAAACUCUUUUGAAGAAUCUUACAAGUUCAUAAGCAACAAAGAUAUGGUUUUUUUUAAAAUACUUUUAGCUUAUACACUAAUUAUUCCCACUA